Molecule: messenger RNA, 2737 nt
Organism: Pseudopipra pipra
Lineage: Eukaryota; Metazoa; Chordata; Aves; Passeriformes; Pipridae
Gene: HNRNPR
Product: heterogeneous nuclear ribonucleoprotein R
Exons: 11
Coding region: 79-2064 (661 amino acids)
Cellular component (GO): ribonucleoprotein complex; nucleus
Molecular function (GO): mRNA binding
Source: RefSeq, a predicted model, not a curated record
CUCCUUAGUGGGCGAGACGGCGGUCCCUGGAAACAGUUCCGGGAAACCCCGCGUGCUGCCGGGGUCGCGCCGCCGUCCAUGAGGAGAAGGAGGAGCGCGCGCCAUUUGCCGUCGCUGCUUGGGCCCGAGCUGCGCCGCGCCGGCCCCGCUCCGCAUAAUAAAAUGGCUAAUCAGGUGAAUGGUAAUGCGGUACAGUUAAAAGAAGAGGAAGAACCAAUGGAUACUUCCAGUGUAACUCACACAGAACACUACAAGACACUGAUAGAGGCAGGCCUCCCACAGAAGGUGGCAGAGAGACUUGAUGAAAUAUUUCAGACAGGGUUGGUAGCUUAUGUCGAUCUUGAUGAAAGAGCAAUUGAUGCUCUUAGGGAAUUUAAUGAAGAAGGAGCCCUCUCUGUAUUACAGCAGUUUAAAGAAAGUGACCUGUCGCAUGUACAGAACAAAAGUGCAUUUUUAUGUGGAGUUAUGAAGACCUACAGGCAAAGAGAGAAACAAGGCAGCAAAGUACAGGAAUCAACGAAGGGACCAGAUGAAGCAAAGAUUAAGGCUUUGCUAGAGAGGACUGGUUACACUUUGGAUGUAACUACAGGACAGAGGAAAUAUGGAGGCCCUCCUCCAGAUACUGUAUAUUCUGGUGUUCAGCCUGGCAUUGGAACAGAGGUUUUUGUUGGUAAGAUUCCCCGAGACCUUUAUGAAGAUGAAUUGGUACCACUCUUUGAGAAAGCUGGUCCAAUUUGGGAUCUGCGCCUCAUGAUGGAUCCUCUUUCUGGUCAAAACAGAGGUUAUGCUUUCAUUACUUUUUGUAGUAAAGAUGCAGCACAGGAAGCAGUCAAACUGUGUGACAACUAUGAAAUCCGUCCUGGAAAGCACCUUGGGGUAUGCAUCUCUGUGGCAAACAACAGGUUAUUUGUUGGGUCAAUUCCAAAGAACAAGACUAAGGAAAACAUAUUGGAAGAGUUUGGUAAAGUCACAGAGGGUUUGGUGGAUGUAAUCUUGUAUCAUCAACCUGAUGAUAAAAAGAAGAAUCGAGGAUUCUGCUUCUUGGAAUAUGAGGAUCACAAGUCAGCAGCACAAGCUCGCCGACGCCUGAUGAGUGGGAAAGUAAAAGUCUGGGGAAAUGUUGUGACAGUGGAAUGGGCUGAUCCAGUAGAGGAACCUGAUCCAGAAGUCAUGGCAAAGGUAAAAGUUUUAUUCGUAAGAAACUUGGCCACUACUGUGACAGAAGAAAUUCUUGAGAAAUCUUUUUCUGAAUUUGGAAAGCUGGAAAGAGUAAAGAAGUUGAAGGAUUAUGCUUUUGUUCAUUUUGAGGACAGAGGUGCAGCAGUGAAGGCUAUGAAUGAAAUGAAUGGGAAAGAAAUAGAAGGGGAAGAAAUUGAAAUAGUGUUAGCAAAGCCACCGGAUAAGAAAAGGAAAGAACGUCAGGCUGCCAGACAGGCCUCCCGGAGCACUGCGUACGAAGACUAUUAUUACUACCCUCCGCCUCGCAUGCCACCUCCUAUUAGAGGCAGAGGCCGUGGAGGGAGAGGUGGAUAUGGCUAUCCCCCAGAUUACUAUGGCUAUGAAGAUUAUUACGAUGAUUACUAUGGUUAUGACUAUCAUGACUACCGUGGUGGCUAUGAAGAUCCCUAUUACGGCUAUGAUGAUGGCUAUGCUAUAAGAGGAAGAGGAGGAGGAGGAAGGGGUGGGAGAGGUGCCCCUCCACCACCUAGGGGGCGGGGAGCACCACCACCAAGAGGUAGAGCUGGCUACUCACAGAGGGGGGCACCCAUGGGACCGCCGAGAGGAGCCAGGGGGGGGAGAGGGGGUCCCGCACAGCAGCAGAGAGGACGCGGUGCUCGUGGAGCCAGGGGCAACCGUGGGGGCAACGUAGGAGGCAAGAGAAAGGCAGACGGGUACAACCAGCCCGAUUCCAAGCGCCGUCAGACCAACAACCAGCAGAACUGGGGCUCCCAACCCAUCGCUCAGCAGCCGCUCCAGCAAGGUGGUGACUAUGCCGGUAACUAUGGUUACAAUAAUGACAACCAGGAAUUUUAUCAGGAUACUUAUGGGCAACAGUGGAAGUAGACAAGUGAGGAGGGAUUGAGAAUAUUGGAAACAUAGAAUUGGCUAUAGCUCUACAUCCUUCAAAACAAAAUUGGCUAAAUGUUUCAUCCUUAAGUAGCGAUUGGCUGCCAUUUGUAUUGGGCUGAAGAAUCACUCUAUUGUGUAUAUACUCGAGUCUCUUAGUUUUCUUUUUUCAUAAACGCACUUGGACAUUACUGGGCUUGCAGAAUUCCUGAACUCCAUAUGGGAUUUCAGUGCUUUUAUCAUUUUAGGCUUCAUUUUAGCAGUUUAAAAGCAGGAAUGGCACACUGUUCAAUCAUGAUUUUGCAGAACCUCUGGUUUUGGACAGUUUCUUUUUUUUUUUUUUUUUUUUUGGAUUUGGGAUAGACUACAUAGGAGUAUGCUGUACAUAAAAGUAAAAGCUAGUGCUUUGUCUUAGUAGUUUUAAGAAAUUACAACAAAUUAAGUUUUCUUGUAUUGAAAAUAACAUGAUUGUAUGUUUUGCAUUCCUAGAAGUAGGUUAACUGUGUUUUUAAAUUGUUAUAACUUCACACCUUUUUGAAAAUCUGCCCUACAAAAUUUGUUUGGCUUAAAACGUCAAAGCCGUGGCAAUUUGUUCCUUGAUGUGAUUGUAUUUCCAAUUUCUUGUUCAUGUAAGAUUUCAAUAAAACUCAAAAAUCUAUUCAAAACAUUA